Molecule: messenger RNA, 1567 nt
Organism: Sapajus apella (tufted capuchin)
Lineage: Eukaryota; Metazoa; Chordata; Mammalia; Primates; Cebidae
Gene: PSMD10
Product: proteasome 26S subunit, non-ATPase 10
Molecular function (GO): protein binding
Source: RefSeq, a predicted model, not a curated record
GGGCGCGAGAGAAGCCAGUGAUUGGUGGAGCUCUAACGGCUGUUUUGACUGGCAGUCGGAACCGGCGACGUAAGGCGGGCGUUGGUCGCGCUUCAAGGAGUUAACUGGGAAAGCGAAAUGGAGGGGUGUGUGUCUAACCUAAUGGUCUGCAACCUGGCCUACAGCGGGAAGCUGGAAGAGUUGAAGGAGAGUAUUCAGGCUGAUAAAUCCCUGGCUACUAGAACUGACCAGGACAGCAGAACUGCAUUGCACUGGGCUUGCUCAGCUGGACAUACAGAAAUUGUUGAAUUUUUGUUGCAACUUGGAGUGCCAGUGAAUGAUAAAGACGAUGCAGGUUGGUCUCCUCUUCAUAUUGCGGCUUCUGCUGGCCGGGAUGAGAUUGUAAAAGCCCUUCUGGGAAAAGGUGCUCAAGUGAAUGCUGUCAAUCAAAAUGGCUGUACUCCCCUACAUUAUGCAGCUUCCAAAAACAGGCAUGAGAUUGCUGUCAUGUUACUAGAAGGUGGGGCUAAUCCAGAUGCUAAGGACCAUUAUGAGGCUACAGCAAUGCACCGGGCAGCAGCCAAGGGUAACUUGAAGAUGAUUCAUAUCCUUCUGUACUACAAAGCAUCCACAAAUAUCCAAGACACUGAGGGUAACACUCCUCUACACUUAGCCUGUGAUGAGGAGAGAGUGGAAGAAGCAAAACUGCUGGUGUCCCAAGGAGCAAGUAUUUACAUUGAGAAUAAAGAAGAAAAGACACCCCUGCAAGUGGCCAAAGGGCCUGGGUUUAAUACUCAAGAGAAUGGUAGAAGGUUAACAGCUUGGAUUUAUUCUUACUUUGUAUGUUGUGUUGUUGUCCCCGGUGUCCUGGAAACUAAUGUACUUGUACACAAGACAUUAUCUAUGAAUGAUGAAGUUUUCUCACCUUCAAAGUCUUACAAACAUAUUGACUGUUGUUCUUGCUGAGUUACUUGUUCAAAGCUUACAGCUUGUUUUCCAGGCAUUGAAUAACUGUUGAGAUUGUUCUACUGUUGUCAUAUAUUCUUCUAUAUUGAAUUCUAGUUAAUUUUGAGUAACUAAUUUUGUGGCUGUUGUGAGUCUUCAGCACCCUCCCAUGUACCUUACAUCUCUCUCUCUGAAACAGAACAGCUCCAAUAGCAACAAACUCUUUGUUCUGCCAGAUGUCUCUAUGUGGAUUCUAUAAUGUCCCUCCAUACAGUUAAAACAUCCUAACUUGUUUUUGUCAAGCUCACUCAGGUCUAUGCCAAACAUUUCUGUUUUUUUCAACCAUGAGGUUUAAUUUAUUUUUGUGAUAGGAGGGAUAUUCACAUAUUUUAGUGGACCAAAUUUUAAGUUGGAGGGUGUGCUCUAAAAUAAUGAAAAACAAUAGCCCAUAUACCCAUGUAUUUUUUUUUUUAUGGGCUGUUUACUCUGAAAUAAAAUGUAUGGUUUUCUUAAAAGGAAGUUUUAAAGUACGUAUAUUGCAUCAUCCUGUAUUGAAAAGAAUGUCAAACUUGUUAAAAUGACAUGUAACAAAAAUGUAUUUUGAUUUGUAUUUCAGAAACUAAAAAAUAAAAUGUUGAAACAA